CGGGGAUCUUUGUUGCUCGUCUCCCCAUCCGCUUCGUCGCUUCGCUGACUUCGGCCAUGGCGGAGAUGGUGCUGUACCACAUGAACGGCGCCCGCUCCUCGCGGGCGGUGUGGAUGCACCGGGAGCUUCAGGCGAUCUAUGGCACCCUGCCGCCGCUGGAAGUGCACGCCUUUGAUCCCAAGACCUUCCGCGAGAACAAGCCAGACUGGUACUUGAAGAUCAACCCCAAUGGGAAGGUACCUUCCUUUACUCACGGCCAGGUGAAAAUGUAUGAGAGCAGCGCCAUUUGCCUCUACCUGCUCCAGAUGUUCGAUAAGGAGGGCAAGCUUGCUCCGCUCAAUGAUCCAGAGUUCGCGGCGAAGUUCUACCAGCUGGCCUUCUACUGCUCCGGCACGGUGGACAACUUGACGGCCACCAGCUCGCCCAUCCAGCCAGUGAUGAGCUGCCUCACCCCCGGCGAGGAGGAGGAAACCGUGAAGAUGAAUCAUCGAGCUUGGCAGGAGCAGUGCGGGCCCAUUUUGGUGUCGGCUUUGGGGGACUCCAAGUUCAUCUUUGGGGAUCGCUUUACGGCCAUCGACGUCAUCGUGGGCACCAACAUGCACUACAUCUACAACAAGCGUGGCUGGCGAGACUUCCCGGUGUUGGAGGCCUACUUCGAGCGGCUCAAGGAGCGGCCGACGUUUCAGGAGGCCUUCGGCAAUUUCCCCAUCGCCUGAGAGCGCCUUCUUUAGACGCGGAGUCGCUCACCCGAGCGGGGAGCUGGGAGCGGGGAGCGCGAGCCGUGAGCGCCGUUUUGCGUUGGCGCAGGCAGAC
Messenger RNA from Effrenium voratum, 813 nucleotides. The record is from the annotation of a GenBank genome assembly. NCBI's taxonomy places the organism in Eukaryota, Dinophyceae, Suessiales, Symbiodiniaceae.